AUGGCGUCGACACAAAGCCCAGAAAUUACAAAUUAUGGGGACGAGAUCUACUCGCGGCCUCACUGGAUGCCCCAACCUGCCUCACAACCUUCAGUUUUCCGAAGGCCGGUUCCAUAUCAAUCCAAUGAUACACCUAUAUCCGAUAAUAAUGAAUACGAACUAAAGAACAACUCAAGUGACGCGCUAAAAGGGAAACGGGGUUCUGGAGGGCCGCCGCGACAGAGUAAAUGGGGAGUAACCUGGCAAUCACCAGCUCUCUGUCUUGUGUCAUUUUUCACUGGGAUCGCUCUUGCAUUCGGGAACCACGCCUAUUUUACACGGCUUAAUGGCACUCCAUACGAAAACUUCGUUUGGGUUGGAAGAUAUGCCUUUACCAUGGCGCUCAUCGUUAAGACAUGUUUUGCAACAUCGAUUUUAAUCUGUUACGAACAAGUCGUCUGGUUGGGAUUAAAGAAUAAGGAAAGCGGGACAAGUUUCCGGGCGAUCGAUGCGCUAUUCGGGGCGACUUAUCAAGUUGUAUCGCUGUUUUAUUAUUCGAUGUGGAUUCAACAACCCCUCGCCGCCAUCAUGAUCGCUCUUCGUUGGUUACUCCCAAUCAUGUCUAUUGUGGCGCCGACGACCUUGACGGUCCAAUCUCUCGGAAGGGUCAGCUAUAUGGACUGCCAAGUACCAACGCUCGACUUAUCUGCUGUCGAUUAUAAUAGAUUCUACUUUGGCGAGAAUGAACCGCAAACCGGUACUUAUCUUGCAGACUUGGCUUUCCAGGAAUACACGGGAAACUCGUGGAAUCCCAGUCCUCUCGCCGUGAAGAUCGCCACAUUAACAGGCUACCUUGGAGAACCUGUGAGCUACCCAUCACCUUGUGGGAAUAACUGCUCCUACAGCCUUAGUUACAGCGCGGCGCUUUGGAAGUGUACCGAAACAGACCCUCAUGAUCCAAGAUCGCCAUGGGAAAUCGAAAAUAGCACAACAGUGCCUUGGUCGUCUGCUAAGGGUAGCAGCCCGUACGCUUACACCUCGAUCUAUCAGUACGUGUCUCAGGUAUCUAACACAACUGGGAAACUUUGGGUCGGCCAUAUUGUCAGGAAGGAGGCUAGCAACGACCCGAAUGCGACUUUUUGGGACGAGAACGGCGUUGAAACUUUUGUCUGCGAAGGAUAUAACUCAACUGUCUCUAUCCGACAAGAAUUUCUCAACGGCAAACAGAACUACCCACUUGUCGAAAAUAUACAGUACGGGCGAGAAAUCAACUGGACGAUGGGUAAUACAUGGGCGGGAGAAAAUAAUAUUACAGCAGUAGACCUCGCACGUCAUCAAAUCAUCUAUGAAAUUUUAUCCGGCCUUUUUACAGGAAGUGUUUACUAUGAAAGUCGGUCGGGCAAGUUGUUCACCGGAGACACCAGCAUCCUCAACAUGCCCUCGUUUGUCAAGCCCAACACGGUUAAAGCGGAGGGUGGCAAUGGACCAAACGACGAAAUAAAGAGUUCGAUAAGAGGCUUAGCGGAACAGUUGAGCUUGAAUUACUCCAUGUCGCUACUCGCUUUCCCAGAUCUAGGAGUCAGAAAUACUACGACGGCGAACUGCACGGUUACCACAUUCAGCAACGUUUGGAAAUAUGACAAGACGAAUUUGAUAAUUGCAUACUCAAUCGGUAUGGUUGUGGCGUUGGUCUCGUUGAUAGUGGGUGCUCUCGCACUCCGCCAGAACGGCCUUGUUUCCGAGAUGUCAUUCUCGCAGAUCGUGGCUACAACAAGGAAUCCUGAGCUCGAUAAAAUGAUGCAAGGGAACUCGCUAGGACGCAGCGACUUAAAACCAAGGCGCUUAUACGGAGAAAGGCUAAGGAUGGGAGAGUUGAAGGAGCAGGAUAGUGCGCUCCUGGCUAGCGGUGCUGCACACACUGCAUUUGGGCGGCCGGAGAAUGUUAGGCCUAUAAGGCGGCAGGGUUAUUACAUAUAA
Molecule: messenger RNA, 1956 nt
Organism: Orbilia oligospora ATCC 24927
Lineage: Eukaryota; Fungi; Ascomycota; Orbiliomycetes; Orbiliales; Orbiliaceae
Exons: 1
Coding region: 1-1956 (651 amino acids)
Source: RefSeq, a predicted model, not a curated record